Durusdinium trenchii is the source of this 1709-nucleotide messenger RNA. The record is from the annotation of a GenBank genome assembly. NCBI's taxonomy places the organism in Eukaryota, Dinophyceae, Suessiales, Symbiodiniaceae.
GCCGAAUCGGGAGGGGAGUCUGGGACAAGAGAGGUUGGUCAACCCAAAUAGAAACGAUUGAACACCUUGUGGCACACUAAAAAUGGUUUCCUUAUGAUUCCUUCUCAUGUCUCCUGAUUCCUUCUCCAAAGUGACGGAACCAGUGCUGCAGGGACGGAACCUGCAGAAUUGCCACGAUUCCAAUCCAUUCACCCAGAAAAACUCUUCCAUGAACACACUUAGGAUUGAUCCACCGUCUUGUCUUAUCUGGUCUUCAUGGUUAAUGGGUAGCCUUGUCGCAUCCAACUGGUUUACUGCGGAACAACCAUAGAAGCGCAAUGGACUUAGAUCCUUUUGGAUCGCAUCCAGUCCCAAGUCGCGCACGUCGUUGCAGGUCUGAGUUGGGCGUAUGGGAAGGUGUCGUUGGGUUCCCAAUCACUUACAACACCAGGAGAACGAAGGACACAACAUCAAACAUAGCCUUUGGCCCAAACUGCAAUCGUUUUAAGGGAUUUCUCCUCUCCAGUCUGUCACGAUGUGUUCUGCAGGAUAUCUCCAUACAGUCCUUCUCCGAAGUGAUGGGAGCGCUGUUACUUGCGGAACGAACUUCGCUGAACAAUGCGACAUUCCACCUUUGGAGGGAAUUAGGUACACCCAAGUUUCUGCAGGAGAUCAUCAUUCAGUGCUUCUGCGAAGUGAUGGGAGCGCUGUUGCUUGCGGAACGAACAGAGCUGGACAAUGCAGCAUUCCACCUUUGGAGGCGGGUUUUUGCUACACCCAAGUUUCUGAGGAGACCAUUCAGUGCUUCUGCGAAUUGAUGGGAGCGCUGUUGCUUGCGGAACGAACAGAGAUGGACAAUGCAGCAUUCCACCUUUGGAGGAGGGUGUGCGCUACACCCAAGUUUCUGCAGGAGCGAUUCAUUCAAUAGGGUGUGUUCUACACCCAAGUUUCUGCAGGAUCUCGUCAUUCAGUGCUUCUGCGGAGUGACGGGAGAGCCAUUGCUUGCGGAAUGAACGAAUGCCGACAAUGCGACAUUCCCCCUUUGCAGGAGGGAAUGUUCUACACUCAAGUUUCUGCAGGAGUUUCUUAUUCAGUGCUUCUGCGAAGUGAUGGGAGCGCAGUUGCUUGCGGGGCGAACUAUCAUGGACAAUGCGACAUUCCACCUUUGGAGGAGGGAGUGUGCUACACCCAAGUUUCUGCAGGAGGUUGUCAUGCAGUACUUCUGCGAAGCGAUGGGAGCGCUGUUGCUUGCGGAAUGAACGAAGAAGGACAAUGCAACAUUCCCGUGUUUGCAACCGGUAGCUACCUUUUUGUUUGUGGCAAAGACUACAUUCUGCAAUUGCGCGCUGCCCUGGAAGAUGAUGGAGCGGUGCUGACAUGCUGUGAUUUGGCCGGACAUGAGGUAUUGCGAUUGAGAGGAAAAGCGUCGGACCCGGCCUGGGAGACUCACAAGCGCAUUGCCAGUGACUUGCAGGUUAGCCUUCAAAAUCUUCGUCUGGUCUUGCCUGAUGGACAGUUGUUGGCCUCGAUCUGCAGGGCAAGUCCAUUGGCCACCAUUGCAGAUCUGAGUGAGUGAGGUGUGUCCCGUGUUCUAGCUCCGUCAGGAACAAAAGCCACACGGCACAAGUCAAUUUUCGCCGUGUUGUUGCUUGCGAAUUGUCAAUGGACGAUGCUCUGAUACCCAUGCAGAGUUUGGCUGUGGGAUCGAAAACUUUUGGCAGCCACGAAAA